This is a messenger RNA of Amphiprion ocellaris (clown anemonefish), 3848 nucleotides long. RefSeq names its product EPM2A glucan phosphatase, laforin (gene epm2a). Gene Ontology annotation, cellular component: cytoplasm; nucleus. The transcript is spliced from 4 exons. Gene Ontology annotation, biological process: protein dephosphorylation. The coding region runs from base 40 to 1110 and encodes 356 amino acids. The record is from RefSeq and is a predicted model, not a curated record. Gene Ontology annotation, molecular function: starch binding; carbohydrate phosphatase activity; protein tyrosine/serine/threonine phosphatase activity. NCBI's taxonomy places the organism in Eukaryota, Metazoa, Chordata, Actinopteri, Pomacentridae.
AGCAAGGAAACAUCUGAACUGUAAGCUGACUGUGUCCAGAUGGGGUUUUACUACCUGAGGGGGGCGUCUUACCCGGGUUUAAGAGCUAUAAUACGGGUUAUAUUAACCCGGGCUCACAAUGUUUACACACUGAGGUCAUCUUAUUCAGUCACGGCUGUCAUGCUGUUCAGGUUCGGUGUCAUUCUCACUCCGGACUGCUCGGACGUGGAGGUCUUCGUGUCGGGUUCUCGGGUGGAAAUGGGCCACUGGGACCCGGACAGGGCGGUUCGGAUGACCGCCUCUCAGAAGCUCCCCUCCCCGCAGGAACCGUGUCUGUGGACCGGCGAGGUGCAGCUGGACGAGCCGGUCAGAGAGUUUCUGUGGUUCAAGUUCGUCCAGAGAGUCCGAGGCUCGUUCAUCUGGGAAGGCAGUGGUCCACAUCAUGACAGAUGUUGUUCUUAUGAUGAGAGGAACGUGGUGGAUGGAGUUUACUGCCACCCGAUUGGUCACUGGAUCGAGGAAACAGGACACACGGAUGAGAUGAGACACACCACCAACUUUUACUUCAGUGUGGCUGGUCAGAAGGCCAUGCAUUUCUCCAGGGUAAUGCCUCGUGUUUGGCUGGGCAGCUGCCCUCGACAGGUGGAGCAUGUGACAAUAAAAAUGAAGCAUGAAUUGGGCAUCACUGCAGUGAUGAACUUCCAGACAGAGUGGGAUGUGGUGAACAACUCCGAGGGCUGCAGACGAAACCCCGAGGAAGCCAUGACCCCGGAGACCAUGAUGCACCUAUACAAAGACUCCGGCCUGGUGUACGUGUGGAUGCCGACACCUGACAUGAGCACUGAGGGUCGGAUCAGGAUGCUUCCCCAGGCUGUCUUCCUGCUUCAUGGUCUCCUGGAGAACGGUCACACUGUCUAUGUCCACUGUAACGCUGGAGUGGGUCGGUCCACGGCAGCUGUCUGUGGCCUGCUCAUGUAUGUCCUUGGCUGGACCCCGAGGAAGGUGCAGUACUUUGUUACAGCAAGGAGGCCGGCGGUGUACAUAGAUGAGGAAGCUUUAGUCCAGGCUCAGGCAGACUUCAUCCAGAAGUUCGGCCAGCUGCGAUCAUCCAUAUCUUACCCAGAGACAUGAGAGCUGAUUGUCUUUGUACUGACGUCUCUGAGCAGAAUUUACAUUUAUGGCAAGAUCCGCUGGACUUUGGGGAAAAUAGAAUAAAUAAAACCUAAAAAAAACUUCCUGAAGUGUGAAAAAUCAUCCUGCAUAGUCAGCUUGAAAAGUGCCAGAGGCUGAAAUAACCUGUAUCAAGUAAAUUAACCGUUUUUCUGCUUAAAUCUAAUGCACGUAAAUGACCCACUCCAGCUGAGUUGCUUUCCAAAUGUGGUUGAUCCCCAAGUAUCUGGAAAGACUUUCUGCUGGCUGCCAGCGUAGAUGUUGCAAGCAAUUCAUCUUACUGCGAUGUGUUAGCUUUUAGCACAAACAGCUGCAAUUUGUGCACUUGGAGUCAGCUGAGGAUACCGUUAGUACUUUCAGUAAAUGUCCGCGGGGGUGUUUGGAAAGACCUUUUCCUUUAGCCUUUUUUUGUAGUAAUCAAUAAAUAGAGUUGACAUUUAAAGAAGGCAACUUUUAGUGGAUGUAUUAAACUGCAAUGAGUGAAGGGAACAUGCAGAAAAAACAAGUACCACCACACUAAAAAGCAGCUGUAACAAAACUGCAAACAUUGUGCAAGAAGACAAGUUAAAUAUUAAGAGAAAUCUAAAUUCUGCUUCUCUUUUCAUUGUUUUUUCUCCAUCCCCUCCAGCAUGCUGUGCUCUUCAGGAAAGGAUUAUUCCACCGUUGCUAUUUCAUGACUUUGUGUCAUUUUCGAGAAUCCCCUUUUUAAUUUCAGGAGGAUUUUAAUUUUUUUCUUAUUUGGGAGAAGAGUCUGAAUGCUGCAUGGAAAUGACACUCCUUAUUAAAGCUGCAAAUCAAUUCUUAAAAUGAAAAUGUCAACAAUGCCUAUUCCUCUCUGUCAGGGAGAUAUUUGGCUCCCAGACGCUGAAGAAUACAGGUCCAGCUCAUCUCUCCCAGAGAGCUUGAUAGCAUUUCAUCUUUAUUCAUUUGUCUGACAGAUGCUGUUCCGAUCCAUCUAGUAAAUAACAAAAACAGCAUCCCUUCCAGACCAUUUUAAUGCAUACAUAAUAAUCCAUUAAGACACAGAACAUUGUUUGUUGUCAAUUUUGAACUUUUGACUAGACUCCUAUUUAGGAUGUAUUGCUUUUUUUUUUUGCAGUGUUUUUGCUACCGUUCCCUGAUUUAAGAAAGUCCGUGACCUAAACAUUUACUCAAGUCUGAUAAAGUUCGAUUACUUUUCAGUGCAGAAAGUCUCUUAAUGGAGGCGUCACUACAGAUGGACCUUUGCAAGCAGAAGCAAAUCAUCAUGGAUUUUUCUAAAAUCAACAUUCUAAAAAUAUUCACAAAACUGAAUAUGAAACAAGUUAAAUGCUUUUCUCCUCUGUUUCGAAGAAGUAGUACUAGUCUGAGGUAAGUUAUGUCUUUGUACUAGGCCAAUAAAAACACAUCAGAAAAUGCCAAUAUUAAAAGUGCUUCGUUAUAUUUAGAGAACCCUUUUCAAACCCCAGAACUAUUUUCUACUUGGAUUAUUCUAUCUAGCAAUAUUUUUGGUUUUGUUGUAAAACUUGUCAUACCUGCUCAAUCAGUUAUAAAAGUUUACAAAAACUGUCUUUUAAAAGUUUUUGUGAUCAACAGUUUCAUAUUAAAAAAACAUUUUUCAGGUUUAGUUUUGUAUUUUUGACACCCAUAACUACACAUGGUUCAGAAAACAUCACUAGUUCACUUUAGCAUUGUCAAUUUUUUGUUGAUUUGUGCCCAAAGAUGGGACUUUCCAUGACAGCUUCACUUUUUUCAUAUUCCAACUCAUCCAUGAUUAGCAAUUAUUUGAUCUGCUGGUCUAGUAUUGCAGAUUCCGAAUCAUUUUACUGAUGAGAAACAAUGAAAAUUUCAGGCUUUUAUUUUAAUUAGUUCCUAAGAUCUUAGUACAAAUGCAAAUUUCACUGUGCAAAAAACCCCGCUUAAAGUGGGUUGACAGGAAUUUAAAAAACAUAUAUCCCAGAAAGUACUUGAUAUUUUAAGAUAAGAUUGUACAGAUGGCAUGUUGAAUAUCCAUCGUUUAUGAUUUAAAAAAAGUUUCAAGCGAAUGGUCGAGCAGAAGACCCGGAUGAUCUGAGAUGGAAUAACCCAACUAUGAUGUACCGACGAUGGACACUUCCUCAAUAGCAAUGACAAAAUCAUUAAAGAGAAAGUUUGAUGAUGUCACUUAAAUCUGUUUGAUGCAAACUGCCAUUAAAUAUACACAAUGAACAGCACAGUUCAGUUCAAGCAGGCUCCCUUCCUGGCUCAUAACUAGUCUGUUCUAACCUGAUAAUGGAGCCUUUUGCCCUCCAUCGUUCUCCCUGUGGCUUCUGUGCAGGUCACUAGUCCAUGGCUGUCUGGCCUCUCAUUUCCCCUGCUCUGAUCCACAGACCUCCCGCUGGUGGAGGCUGUGGUUGGUGUGGACCGACCGUUGCCAUUGUAACAUGGGUCUAAAAACCACCCACGUCCCCAUGUCCCUCACCACCUCCACCUAAGGACUUGAGCUGCAUGCAGAGGCCGGUGACAUCUGGUCCAGGUGAGCCGCUAGGAACCUCCAACACAGCAGCAGCUUCACCCUGGUCUCUGUGCCUCUGGGUUUAACUUAUUUUCCUAUUUUACGUGUAUGUAUUUAUCUGUGUUUUCCAUUUCUGUAUUAACACUAAAAUUAUUGCCUGCGCACCUUGACAAAUAAUAAAUAAAAGUCCUUAAACUCAAAAUAAGGCAGUUAAAUUCAAAUUAAA